Messenger RNA from Fraxinus pennsylvanica, 504 nucleotides. Lineage: Eukaryota; Viridiplantae; Streptophyta; Magnoliopsida; Lamiales; Oleaceae. The record is from the annotation of a GenBank genome assembly.
AUGGUGAUGAACACUCCGGACGGACCUUUGAAUACAAAAAUGUCGGGCCCGGGCCAAAUUGAGGUUGAUUUUGCUAAAUGCGAUUGCUGCGGUCUGACAGAGGAAUGCACUUUAUCUUACAUAGAAACAAUUCGGGCUCGCUAUCAGGGAAAAUGGAUUUGCGGGCUUUGUGCUGAAGCUGUGAAGGAUGAGAUUUUCCGAUGUCGAAAAUUGAUAAGCCCAGAUGAGGCCAUGGCCCGACAUUUCAACUUCUGCAACAAAUUCAGGUCGUCAUGCCCGCCGGAGGACCCGACGGCCCAUUUGAUUUCAGCCAUGAGACAGAUUUUGAGGAAGAGUUUGGAGAGUCCCAAGUCUUUAAGGUCUAUGCCGAGUAGUCCGACGAAGAACAGAGGGGAUGGUAACACGAAGGGCAUCGGGUUGACUCGGUCGGAGAGUUGUAUUCCGAGUUUGUCCCUGGUUGACUCGCCGGCGUUGUGCGGUAUGGGAGAAGGUUGUGAGUUGUGA